AUGAGAGUAACGGGAGAGGAGAGUUUAGAGACAGCAGUGAGAGGGGGUCUCUCUGAAGAGGUGGCAUUUGUGCAGAAUGGAACUGUGCUAGAAUCUGAAGUGGGGUAUGGAGGAAAGCCAGGAGGAAACGAGAUCAGAGAGCAGAGUCCAUGGAUGCUGUUUCUGAACGAAAGCAUGUUUAUGCCUCAGCAGGAAGCAGGGUCUAGUAAGUGUGACAUGCAGAUGGCUGUCAAGCAGAGCAGCCCUGAUCAGUACAAGGUGGACCCAGGAGUCUUGAGUUACACAGACAGUCUACUGCGGCAGUCAGACGUCUCACUAUUGGAUCCUCCAAGCUGGCUCAAUGACCAUGCUAUUGGGUUUGUCUUUGAGUACUUUGCCAACAGUCAAUUUCAUGACUGCUCUGACCACGUCUGCUUCAUCAGUCCCGAAGUUACUCAGUUCAUCAAGUGCACUGGCAACCCAGCAGAGAUCGCCAUGUUCCCUGAACCCUUUAACCUACCAAAUAAGAGAGUUAUAUAUUUGGCCAUCAACUCCAACCUCACAGCUGGGGGAGCCCACUGGAGCUCGUUGGUUUAUCUACAGGAUAAAAAUGGCUUUUUUCAUUAUGAUUCUUUUAGUAGUAGUAACUCAUUCCACACAAAGCAGGUAGCAGAGAAACUAGAGGCUUUCUUAGGCAGAAAAGGAAACAAACUGGCCGUUGUGGAAGAGAAAGCCCCUUCUCAACAAAGCAGCUAUGACUUUGGGAUGUACAUGAUAUGUAACACUGAGGCCUUGUGUCAGAACUUCUCUAGACCACAGCCAGAAUCACUACGGCGGCUACUCACUCUCACACACAUCAGAAAGAAGAGAGAAGAAUGGAAGGAUCUCACAGCCAGACUUGCUAAAAAUUAG
This is a messenger RNA of Odocoileus virginianus texanus, 891 nucleotides long. Its product is annotated as sentrin-specific protease 8-like. Gene Ontology annotation, molecular function: cysteine-type peptidase activity; deNEDDylase activity. The record is from RefSeq and is a predicted model, not a curated record. Lineage: Eukaryota; Metazoa; Chordata; Mammalia; Artiodactyla; Cervidae. Gene Ontology annotation, biological process: proteolysis; protein deneddylation.